AGUAUCAUUCACCAUAACAAUUGCAUAGUAUUCUGUCGACCGCAGUAGAGCAGAUUUUGAUUAUCCAAUAAACUUGGGAUGGAGGAUAUAUCGUCAAAUCAUCGUUCGAUGUAACAGUGAAUUUCACAAAUGACACAACAAUUUAUUAGGCCUAUCGAUCGAUUUCUAAGAAUGCUGGUCUCGGCUAGAAUUUGUUUAUCCCAAAUUCAUCAAAACUAAUUAAAAGGUCGUAUAGAAAUUUGACGCCGAGUGACUUUAAUCACGCCGUCCGAAUAAAUAGACGCAAAUCUACUGAUUCGUAUUUGUAGCUGUCUGUGAGUUGCACAAGUAACAGUUUUUUUAUACAAGAAUUAUAGCGAUGGGUGUGUUGUGGACUUUUAAUACCUUUAGAUUGAAUAAGGACAACAGUGAGAAGGAAUGGCCUCAAGCUUUGGCAAUUGUUAUUGGAUGCCUAUCUGCCCUCACCACUGGUAUGUUAACCUCUUGGUCAUCACCCUUUCUACUAAAAAUCACAAAAGACAAAGAAAACUACGAUAUCUCCGAACAUGAUGCGUCAUUCUUCACCAUUGUCCAUCCAGCAGCCAUGAUUGUCACUUGCGUAAUAUUUUCCAUUCUUUGCGACACCAUCGGCAGAAAGAAGACCUUGCUGCUGAUCUCCAUACCCCACUUGCUCUCAUGGGUCCUGGCUGCGCUAGCUCAGAACGUUUAUGUGUUUUAUGCAUCGAGAAUCUGCGCUGGAAUUGGAGACGGAUGCAUGUAUGCGGCGUUGCCGAUGUAUAUCGGCGAAGUAGCUAGCCCUAAAGUUAGAGGAACAUGGGGAAACUGUAUGGUCUCUGCUAUGUAUUUGGGAGAGUUUCUAAUUCACGUUAUAGGAUGUUUUCUAGGUGUCAAAGAGACUUCUUACGCAUGCAUUCCACUAGUUGGCUUGUUCUUCGUACUUUUCUGCUUCAUGCCGGAGUCGCCUUACUAUUGCGUCAUUAAAGGAAAGGAAGACGAAGCAAAGCAGGCGCUAAAGUUUUUAAAACGUAAGCACAAUAUUGAGGAAGAUUAUGAGAUGCUCAAAAACGAUGUUAAACGUCAAAUGUCUGAGUCAGGAACUUGGAAAGAUUUCUUUAUGAUCAAAAGUAACAGAAAAGCUUUAGUCUCAGCCAUAUUUCUAAGAUCUUCUCAACAACUUGGUGGUACUACUGUGUUUAUUAUGAACACUCAGUUUAUUUUCGAGAAAGCCAAAGGAGGAGUCAGCCCUGAAAUUUCUUCAAUGAUUUAUUUAGGAUUGUGCCUAAUUUUAAAUAUAAUCGUGAUCAUUUUUGUCGUAGAACGAUUGGGUAGAAGACUUUGUUAUAUCCUCUCGCUUUCUUUGUCUGCCAUUCCUCUGCUUGUGUUAUCUAUAUACUUUUUCAUAGAUCAACACGUUCAUGAUGUAGAUAUAAGCUUCUUAAACUGGAUACCGAUUGUAGCGAUGAUUACCUACUUGAUUUUUAAUUCUUUUGGUAUGGCAGUGAUACCGACUCUUAUGUUAGGGGAGUUGUUUUCGACCAGUGUUAAGUCAAAGGCUAUGACUGUGUUGAUGAUUGAUUUUGGACUCAUGAUCUUCGUAACCAAUAACAUUUUGUAUGCGCUACAGUCCGUCAUUGGUCUGUGUGGUCCCUUUCUUUUCUUCGCUAUUUGCAAUAUAAUAUCAACUUUCUUAUCAUUCUUCCUGGUACCAGAAACGCGGGGAAAGACAUUGGAACAAAUUCAGCAAACGUUAAAAAAAGAAAUUUCUGACAAACAUGAGAUUAAGCGAUAGACUUUUUUAUAUGUUAGACAAGCUCAUACAAGCAAUAAAACUAUAAUCAAAAAUAAGCAUGACAGUGACAUUUUUUAAGGAAAAUAAUACGAAAUCGUCAAAUCUUUAAGAAGGGUUGGGGAUCAUGAAGCGAAGAAGAUUUUUACUGAGGCAAAUAAAAAUUUAUUGUUAUAUUAACAUUAAAUUGCUGUAUUUUAAGUAUUUUUUUACAAAUAAAGAACUAUACUUU
Messenger RNA from Diabrotica balteata, 2018 nucleotides. The record is from the annotation of a GenBank genome assembly. Lineage: Eukaryota; Metazoa; Arthropoda; Insecta; Coleoptera; Chrysomelidae.